CCUCUUCAUCGUGGUUAACCGUUCACCGCUGGACCCCAUCAAGAUAUGUCGACGUUCACAACUACUUCAAGACGUCAAUAUGCUCUUACUGGCGCUUUGCAGAAUUCUUCAUGCACCUCAAGAAAAGUGACUCCACCCUAGAUGUGGAUGUUGCUUUCGAAUCCUGGCAAAGCAACCUCCAGAUCCUCAAGGCUGGUUACUGGACACCGACCGUGAUUGUCAGUUUGUGCGAGCGUUAUCUUCAAGAGCCUCAGCCUAAACUCGUGGAGCUUGAGGAAGCACCUGAAAUCGACUCGAAGGGAAAUCGAAACACGAACUACAAAGCUCGCAAGGAAGACUUGGAAAAACUGGAGAAGGCUCUUUACAGAUCCCUCGUCCAAAUUAUUCAAGAGCUCCCUGAGAUGUCCUCGGACCAGCUUGAUGCUCUGCGUGUCUAUGGAAUUAUAUUCUCGGGACUCAAGGUCGAGUUCCUCGAAGCUCGAUGCAUAAAGGGCAUCGUCGUGGUGUACAGCGUGUACACUGGCGCUGUCCCGGAUAACAUAAUUUCAGUCUACGGUUUCGCAGACUUGCUGGAGAUGACUGUGGCGUUUAAGAGGCGAAUUGAAAAAACUAUUAGGCAUAUUAUGGAUCUUAAAGUUCCCCCACAGUAA
Messenger RNA from Gamsiella multidivaricata, 650 nucleotides. RefSeq lists its product as uncharacterized. The coding region runs from base 111 to 650 and encodes 179 amino acids. The transcript is spliced from 3 exons. The record is from RefSeq and is a predicted model, not a curated record. Lineage: Eukaryota; Fungi; Mortierellomycota; Mortierellomycetes; Mortierellales; Mortierellaceae.